AUGGACAUUGAACAGGACCGCCCGGCUAAGCGUCAACGUAUUGGAAAAGCCUGCAAAUCAUGUCGCACAUCCAAAGCACGCUGCGAAGUACAACCCAACGCCGACGCUUGUCAUCGAUGUCAAGUACUCGAUCUCGAAUGUGAACUGCCGAAACGUAGCUCGAAUCGUGUUCUGGCGCCUGCUCCUUCUGACUCAGCCUACGACAAUGAUGUUGAGACGCGGCUCAAACGCGUCGAACAGAUGAUUGCCAAAUUGUCUGAAGCUGUCUUUCCUCAUUCUGGAUCAAAUUUGAAUCAAGUCGAUGGCAAAUCGAAUAGUCCCGACGCUCCUGCAGAGGGACGUGACCCGGACACAGUCAUCGCACACAACUACCCCAAACCAGUCGAAAUUCUCCAAGAUCUGCAGUCUGAAUUGUAUGCUCAGUCAGGUCAAUCCUGUUCGGAAGAAACCAACCGGCUUGAUGUGGUAUCUGUAGGUCUCUUGCCUUUCGAGACUGCAGUCCAGCUCCUCCAAACGUCUAUCAACAGGUAUAGCAAGUGGAUGUCCCUAGCUGAUGUUGUCAAGUUUGUUAGCAACGUGACGCGAAAUUUCUCCCAGACCUCGCCUCUGUUGAUGAAUGUACUCUGCUUACUGGCAACUCGCUAUCAUCCUGAGGUUGCUUCGCAGACAGUACAAGACAUCUACAAACACGUUAAACGCCUUGUUGCGGAUGCGGUCAUCGGGACACCUCCAGUCGCAGGUAGUGUUGUUCAGGCAUUGACAUUGCUCUGUCUCUUCAGUCCUGCUGUACAAACCGACAAGCCUCUGGACAGUUGGCAUCUCAGUGCUAGUACAGCGAACCAUGCAGUCGUCGCAUUUGGACCGAGCAAUGUCAAACAACCAGGUGCCUUCGAAGAACGCACCAUGGAGCAAUUGCGCGUGUGGAGUGGUCUCUGUCUUACUCAUCUACAAUACUCGAUUGGCAGCGGCCGACCUCUCAGCAUUUCGAUUCGACUUAUGGACGGUUGUCGCCGUCUACUGGAACAGCCUACAACAACGCCAUUCGAUACGCCAUUGAUAGCCGAGCUGCAAUUCUACAUCUGCCUCCACACAGCCCUGCAAAACCCUACAGCCACUCCCGAAUCUGCAUUCACGUCUUGGGACUUUGCAUGGAGCCGUUUUCUUGCCAGUUCGGGCCCGCCAAGGACCCUCGAGUUAUCCCACUGGUUUGGACACCUGUUGCUCCACCGUCGCAAUGCCUCUUCCCAGCAAGGUUUGUCACCUCAAGCUAUGCACGAAAAGAACAUACCAGCUUGGCGAGAAAGUGCGAAUAUUGUCUCUCAAUUCGUGCGUCACUCUUCAGACCAGGCGCUUGAUCUGCCAGAUUUCGCUUUCUUUAUUGCUUCAUACGCAGCACUAGUCCUUUGUGAAAGCGCAAUCGAUCAUCAUCUGGUCGAAAAUUUGCGAGCGUACCUCUUCAAGGUUGCAUGCGGUGAAUCGCACAUCGCAUACAAGCAUGGAUUCAUCAUACAGCGCGCACUGGAAAGAUCAACGCACGCAGAUUCAACCGGUGAAGAUGGCACAAAUAGUGGUGCCGAGGCGUUGCCUCAACUUCACACUGGUGGAACGCCUUUGCCUUCUCAAGUCAUGGGCAUGGGCGACUUUGAUGCCUUGGCUGGCUUUGACAUCUUCGGCGAGUAUUUCACCGUCGGAAGUCUUCUGUAA
Messenger RNA from Aureobasidium melanogenum CBS 110374, 1704 nucleotides. RefSeq lists its product as uncharacterized. Gene Ontology annotation, biological process: regulation of DNA-templated transcription. Gene Ontology annotation, molecular function: zinc ion binding; transcription cis-regulatory region binding; DNA-binding transcription factor activity, RNA polymerase II-specific. Gene Ontology annotation, cellular component: nucleus. The record is from RefSeq and is a predicted model, not a curated record. The coding region runs from base 1 to 1704 and encodes 567 amino acids. The transcript has 3 exons. Lineage: Eukaryota; Fungi; Ascomycota; Dothideomycetes; Dothideales; Saccotheciaceae.